GUCGAUCUUGCUAUAGUGUACCACUUGUCUCAGAAGAUCAAGCCGGGGGAGCUGAAGAAAUACUUUGUGCCAUUUCUAGUGGCAGCGGUUGAGAAGGCCAACAUUGACAACGGCGACGUUAGGGUUGCUCUUGUCAGCUUCGCCAGGAAGGCCCGUGUUGUAUUUAAUCUUGCCAAGUUCAAAACUUCUGCUUACGUAAUCAAGAAGAUAAAUGAAAUUAGUCCUAAAGAGAGAGCAAAGAGAUCAUCUGGUGGCAGCGCACUAAGUGAGGUUCGAACCAAGAUCUUUACAGCAGCAGGUGGAGACCGCGAUGGAGUUCCAAACGUCAUCUUGCUUGUUACAGACGCCAAGACUUCAGAUGACCAGAAAGAUUUUCUUCGCGAAGCAGCCACGCUUAUAGAAAGCGGUGUCAAGAUUAUCACCGUCGGUGUAAAAUCUGCCGAUGCACAGGAGUUGAGAAGUGUAUCUAGCCCGCCUGUGGAGGAACACGCAGUCUUCGCCAAGAGCUACUCAUCCAUUGCAGCACAAGAGAUCAUAACUUCCAUCCACAAAGCUAUCCCAGCAUUGAACCAAGUUGAUCUGGCCUUUGUGAUUCACUUUGAGCCUCGCAGAAGUCAAGAGGAGUGGAACCUUCUUAUAUCCUAUAUCCAGUCCAUAGUAGAGACAGCUGAUGUCAGUGGAGGAAGGGUUCGAGUCUCUCUCUAUUUUGAUGGCAGCGGUACUGCUUUCAGACUCAACAGAUACAAUACAAAUGAGGAACUUCUUUCUGCCAUAGGAAGGCUGACUAAAAAUUAUGCCAGUGCAACAAGAUUUGAUCUGUUGACCACAUUGAGACGAGUCCGGUCAGAAAUAUUUGUUGCUCAGAAUGGAGACAGAGAGAAUGUGCCUAAUGCUGUUAUCAUUAUUACAGACACCAAUUCUGGACAAGAUAAGCGAAGGAUCAGUGAAGAAAAAACUCAGCUGGCCCAAGCUGGUAUUGGAGUCUACAGCUUUGGCAUUGGUUUGCGGGACAAGGCAGAAAUUGAAGGCAUUGCCUUUUCAGCAAAAAAUGUGUUCUCAUUCUCUGACUAUGGGGAUCUUCAACAGUAUGGAUCUGUACUGAAAAAAGAGAUUGGUGCAUUAAACACAAGACAGGUGUCUGGAAGAGUGGAAGAAACCAAAGUCACACAGCCACCUGCUGUUAUUGCCACAGAGAAAGCUGAAGUUGGAACCAGUUGUACUGGUGCCAGGAUUGACCUUGUCUUUGUCUUGGAUGCUUCAACCAGUGUGACAGCGGAGAACUUUGACUUAAUAAAGGACUUUAUCAAAGUCUUCUUGUACGAAGCUGAAAUAGAUGGAGGGACUGUCCGAGUUGGCCUUCUCAUUUACAGCACAGACGUCCAUAUUCAGUUUCACCUGAACCAGUACAAGACCAAAGUGAACCUGUUCAACGCUAUCGAUGACAUCCCAUAUCGACACGGCAGCACGAACACGGCAGAUGGCCUGAAAGUCAUGAGAACAGAAAUGUUCACAUCUGAGAAUGGGGACCGACGGGAUGUUGACAACAUUGCCAUAGUGAUCACAGAUGGCAUCUCCAAUAUCAAUGCAAGGAGAGUCCUCCCAGAGGCAGAACAAGCUCGGGCUGUUGGCAUCCACAUUUAUGCGAUAGGAAUAGGUUUGACUGACACCAGGGAGUUGGAUGGUAUUGCCAGCAAGCCGCUGGAGAAGAACAGAUUUACAGUUUCAGAGUUUUCAGAAUUGAACAAUCUAAAACAGAAUAUUUUUGCAUCUAUUUGUGAAGGUAAGAAUUAUAUUAAUGUCAUAUGUUUUGUGAAAUU
Molecule: messenger RNA, 1817 nt
Organism: Candidula unifasciata
Lineage: Eukaryota; Metazoa; Mollusca; Gastropoda; Stylommatophora; Geomitridae
Source: the annotation of a GenBank genome assembly